Molecule: messenger RNA, 2205 nt
Organism: Salmo salar (Atlantic salmon)
Lineage: Eukaryota; Metazoa; Chordata; Actinopteri; Salmoniformes; Salmonidae
Gene: dcnl5
Product: DCN1-like protein 5
Biological process (GO): protein neddylation
Cellular component (GO): ubiquitin ligase complex
Molecular function (GO): ubiquitin conjugating enzyme binding; ubiquitin-like protein binding; cullin family protein binding
Source: RefSeq, a predicted model, not a curated record
GUCUAGUUAGCCUUUGCAAUCGCAGUUAAGUUGGCUACCUGCUAGCUAACGUUAGUACUCUGACAAUAUUUCCUAUGACAGGUCUAGCCUAUCUUUUUUAAAUUGGAUUUAAUAACAACCGUUAUAACGUACUUUGGUAUUGUAUUAUAGUUCAUAUUUAGACAAUCUAUCUAGCUAGUUACCCAGUGAAGUGGGUUUAUGAAUGUUUCGCAUCGUUCGGCAUUACGGUGACGCAGUUAUUCUGACCAGCGUUGUUAAACGUUAGUUAGCACCUACAACAAUAAUUGGGAGAAACUCCUGCAUGUGUGUCGAUGCAUAUCGUUAUUUGUUGUAGUUCUGUGUACGUUAACUGGGUAACUAACGUUAGCUAACUAUUAGAGUAGUGAUCAUUGAUAUGUCUGCUGUCUGUACAUAAAAUAAUCCGGUAGAAAUGUAACUUUAGAUAACUAGACUAUCAAAGUAACUUGGAUGAAAUCUGGCCGCUAGCUCUGAUUUGACAAUAUCCAGUUAUUUCACGUUUGUUUAUCAGCUUCUAACAGAAAGGUCCACAGGUCUCGAGAAGCCAAGGGGGGUAUACCCAUCUACCCAGUGGUGUAGUGGGGGCUAUGCGCAGUAUACUCACUUUUUUUCAGUGGACAUUGCCUACAUUUUCUGAUGUGGUUUAAGCAUUGUUGUGGACUUAGAGCAUUCCAUUUUGGCUGGUCAGCUCUCCCUUCCAGUCUCUAGAGCCUUGUUACCCUUUGGAUGGUGGACCAUUUUUGAUACACACAGGAAACUGUUGAGCGUGAAAAACCCAGCAGUGGAGGCCGUUUAUAUAAACCUGUGCACCUGAAACCUACUAAAAUACCACGUUCAAAGGAUAGUACACAGUGUUCGUACUGGCUGAGGAGACAGACCUACAGACGGUAUCACAGACACUGGACAGAUUUAAUCUUAUAGAUUUGAAUGGACAAGGAGACCAGAAAUACAUAGCCCAGCUAGUUAACCCGUGUGGAAACUCUGCGAUGCCUGUGAAGAAAAAGAGGAAGUCUUCAGGGUCAGAUGACCCGGGACUCAGGAAGUGUAAAAUCACCUGUUUCUGCAGACCCCAGGCUCCAGGCCGGUUGAUCAGCCCAGAGGACCAGUUCUCCAAUAAGAAAUGUCUGGCAUGGUUCUACGAGUACACAGGUCCAGAUGAGGUGUUGGGUCCAGAGGGGAUGGAGAAGUUCUGUGAAGACAUUGGAGUGGAACCAGAAAACAUAAUCAUGUUAGUUAUAGCCUGGAAACUAGAAGCGCCAAAUAUGGGAUUUUUCACUAAGGAGGAGUGGCUUAAGGGAAUGACUCUACUACAGUGUGACUGCAUAGAGAGGUUACAGGGGAAACUGGACUACCUGCGCAAUCAUCUCAACGACACGAUCAUCUUUAAAAACAUCUACAGAUACGCCUUCGACUUUGCCAGAGAUAAGGACCAGAGGAGUCUGGACAUGGACACAGCUAAGUCCAUGCUAGCGUUGCUACUGGGGAGAACGUGGCCACUCUUCCCUGUCUUCAACCAGUUUCUGGAGCAGUCCAAGUACAAGGUGAUGAAUAAGGACCAGUGGUAUAACGUCUUAGAGUUCAGUCGUACAGUCAGCACAGACCUCAGUAACUAUGACGAGGAUGGAGCCUGGCCGGUGUUAUUGGAUGAGUUUGUGGAGUGGCAGAAAGCUCGACUGGCAGCGUUAUAGCUGAGGACACAUUCGCCAAACCGCAGGAGGAAAGCGAGAGUGUGAAAGAGAGAAGCACACAUGAAGAUGUUCUCCCUCCGUUUGAAAUAUACAGAAACGGCACACACACUAUACAGAGACGGCACGCACACACCUUCUAUGGACUGUGCACACACACCCAUACGGUGUCACGGAGCGUACAUACACUUCCAGUGACGGCCUCUGUGCUUAGUGUGCCAAACAGUGAAGUCCUUUCUCUCUCUCUCUCUCUCUCUCUGAAGAUUCUUUUUCAGUGUUAAUUUAAACAAGUUCAACAAGAAGAAAACAAACAAAAAGCUAAACAAAAGGGGGAACUAUUUUUCAUAUAUAUUGCAUCUGUGGCCACAGUUCUCUAGCCAUUGUUGUUAAGCUCAACUGGGGAAUUUUUUUGGUUUCCUUGAACAUUUUUUCCAUUCAUUUGAGUCUUACCUUGUUUAUAGUAUGUUUUCAGAACAAGAAUAAAGAAUGGAAUUCAACCAAA